Molecule: messenger RNA, 1101 nt
Organism: Torulaspora globosa
Lineage: Eukaryota; Fungi; Ascomycota; Saccharomycetes; Saccharomycetales; Saccharomycetaceae
Gene: QCR2
Product: ubiquinol--cytochrome-c reductase subunit 2
Exons: 1
Coding region: 1-1101 (366 amino acids)
Cellular component (GO): mitochondrion
Molecular function (GO): metal ion binding
Source: RefSeq, a predicted model, not a curated record
AUGUCUACCAGAUUACAAUUCGCCAAACAAGCUUUAAGACGUUAUACGGUUAGUGCCACCGACGGCAGUGGCAAGAUUUCCACACUUGCUGUGAAAGUGCAUGGUGGUUCUCGUUACGCUACAAAGGACGGUGUUGCACAUCUUCUGUCUAGAUUCAACUUCCAAAACACGAGCGGUAAGUCUGCUUUGAGAUUGGUGAGAGAGUCCGAGUUGUUGGGUGGUAAGUUUGAAUCGACCGUAGACAGAGAAUUUAUCACUCUAAAGGCCACUUUCCUGAAGGAGGAUCUCCCAUACUACGUGAACGCUUUAGGCAAUGUGUUGUACAAGACGUCUUUCAAGGCACACGAACUGAAGGAGACUGUUCUGCCAGCAGCCCGUCAUGACCUGAUGGUCGCUGAGACCUGUCCUUUGAGGAAGGCUGAGGAUCUGCUGUACAACGUGACUUUCAGAAAGGGCCUGGGCAACACUGUCUUGUACGAUGGCGUGGAGACGGUCAGCUUGGAUGAUAUCAGGGCAUUCGCUGACAAGGUUUACACCAAGGAGAACAUCGAGAUCGUCGGACAGGGCGUUAACGAGGCCGACUUGAAAAAGUUUGUGAGUGACUCCUUGUUGAGUUCUUUGCCUACCGGCAGUCCAUUAGCGGCCUCCGUGGCACCAAAGACCUACUCCGGUGAGACCAGGGCCAGAUUUGCCCACGCCGACUCUGUCGCUGCCAUCGCCGUACCAGUCGCCAAGGAGUCGUUCGGUGAGUACGAACUGCUUUCCCGUUACGUGACCUCGCCUCUAUCCGACCUCGCCCCGCUGGUCCACUCUGCCAAAUUGCAAAGAUUCAACAACAUUGGUCUCUUCACUCUGUUUGUCAAGAGCCCCGACGCCACACAGGUCGCACAAAACAUUAAGAAGGUCGUCUCCGAACUCAAGAAGGGCAAGGAUAUCUCUGUCGCCAAGGACUAUGCCGCUCUAAAAUUCGCUCUGGAGAACGACGGCGCCGCAGUUCCUGCUGAAUUGAAGAUCGACUCUGCCGGUACUUUCAAACUAGACAAAUUUAACUACGUCGCCGUCGGCGAUGUCUCCAACCUGCCAUACGCCGAUGAAUUUUAG